Messenger RNA from Klebsormidium nitens, 1134 nucleotides. NCBI's taxonomy places the organism in Eukaryota, Viridiplantae, Streptophyta, Klebsormidiophyceae, Klebsormidiales, Klebsormidiaceae. The record is from the annotation of a GenBank genome assembly.
AUGCACGGAAAGCCUGAGGGAGCGAAGGCAGCAGAGGGAAUCUGGCAGAUACUGGGAAACGUCACGCAGGUCCUGGAAGUCCAUGUUGGCAAAAUUCAGGCUGUAGGAAAAGGACUCCACGCAGACGCUUUCGAAUCAUUUCGCACUGGAGCUGCUUUGGGUAGCGUCAACUGCAUGAAUGAGCUCGCCGUUUGUCUUGCGGGAGUGGAAGGAUGUCCGCAGGACUUGAUUGCAGCGGUUGCUCUCGUCAGAGGAGUCCAGAAACUUCUCGGCAGCUCGGCAGUCUUCAAGAACCAGCUUGGCGCAGUUAUAGCUCGUGUGUAUUACAAUCUUCGCGAGAGCGCUCGGCAAAACGAGGAAUAUGCCAAAGCGGCGGAGUGGCUGCAAAACGCGGCGGACAAUGGACAUGCUGGCGCGCAAUACGAGCUAGGACAAACCUUCGAAUACGACCAGGAGAACUUGGAGGAAGCUGUUGCUUGGUAUGAGAAGGCGGCGGAUCAGGGCAAUAUUGGCGCGCUAGUCGCCUUAGGAUUGUGCUACAAGUUUAGCAAAGGAGUCGAAGAAAACAUUGUUGAGGCAGCUGCGCUGUUCAGAAAGGCGGCCGAAGCAGGCAAUGACACUGCGCAAUACCAUCUAGGAGAAUGCUAUGAUAAAGGGGAGGGAGUGCCUCAGAACGCGGCGGAGGCGGCCGCGUGGUACGAGAAGGCGGCCGCGCAGGGGCACGUGGACGCGCAAUAUAACCUGGCGCUGUGCUAUGAUAACGGCCGCGGACGGGCCCAGAGCAACGCCAAAGCGGCCGUCUGGUGUAAGAAGGCGGCUGAGCAAGGCCACGUGACUGCUCAGUACAAUCUGGCCAUAAGCUAUGCGUGCGACAUGGGCGUCGCGUUCAACCCCGUCGAGUCCGCCAAGUGGUACCGGAAAGCGGCGGAACAGGGCCACCGUGAGGCGAUGCGUGCUCUGGGCGUGUGUUACGAAUUUGGUGACGGCGUUCCCCUAGAUGCGAAAGAAGCGCUCGUGUGGUAUGAGAAGGCGGCCGACUUGGGGCAUCCAGGGGCGCAAGCCGACGCGGAAGAGCUGAAGAAGGAGAAUGAGUGCCUUGAAAGCUGUCUGCUGAAGCUAGGCUAUGAUGUGUGA